This is a messenger RNA of Triticum aestivum (bread wheat), 2323 nucleotides long. RefSeq names its product glycolipid transfer protein 3. Gene Ontology annotation, cellular component: cytosol; cytoplasm; membrane. NCBI's taxonomy places the organism in Eukaryota, Viridiplantae, Streptophyta, Magnoliopsida, Poales, Poaceae. Gene Ontology annotation, biological process: ceramide transport; intermembrane lipid transfer. The coding region runs from base 1227 to 2093 and encodes 288 amino acids. The transcript has 6 exons. Gene Ontology annotation, molecular function: ceramide 1-phosphate transfer activity; ceramide 1-phosphate binding. The record is from RefSeq and is a predicted model, not a curated record.
UCUUGCGUGCCUCACUCUGCUGCUGCUUCUGCUGCUGCUAAUCCUGCUACUGCUGCGAAAGAGCUGCCGCGCUGGCUGUUGUGCUGCUGCUAAGGUGCCAUAGAGUAUUGAGACCCUCACAAAGUGCCAUGUCCCUGGAAGAAAAACAAACUUGUUACUAUCGUGUGAUGUUCAGAUGGUUUGCUUGAACUUGACUCAGCUUUGGAUAGCCUUCUUCACAAUGGACUCUGCAUGUGUGGUUGUGUAUUUGCGUUCAUAAAGAUGUUUUUAGACUUUUAGCUGCGAGUUGCUUUGGAGUUUUGCAUAAUUGAAUCUUGUUUACCAUCAGUUGUAACCCUCCACACUUGGUUGGUUCAUCUUCUGCGCCGCGAUCUAGUUCAUUGGAUUUCCUGGUUAUCCUGGUGCCAAAAAUACAUCUGGAAGGGAUUUGGCUGGUACUACCAAUUAUGUACCGAGUGAAUGGAGACUUUGAAAUUUCCAACAAAGCCCUGUGACAUUGUUCGCGAAAGAACAUGCAUCAAAUUGCUUUAGCACCAGCGUGUGCAUCCUGCAAGCUUGCGCUCGAACCCGUUGGCGGCCGUAGCGUUGUGCAUCUACCGUUGUUUGCCAACUAUGGCAUAUGCAUCAGUCUAUCGUUUGUAUAUACAGUAGUAUCUUGUAAAGAUGGUGGGUGACACGGGCUGUUGCGUUUUGCGCGUCACUGUGAGGACCAGUCGACCAGAUAAAUUGUCUCGUUCGCCUGGCUUUGUCUCGUCGCGGGCGUCCGUUUUAUCGCUCCAGUCUCCCCUCUAUUUGUUUUGGCAUUUGUGUUCAGGCAUCACCAUCAUCAUGACUAUAAAUAAACAGUGGCGCGAUUUAUCAUAUAAGUCGAGCCUAAGCUUAUCGCGAUGCAGAAGUACGACUGCUCUGUCUGCACAGAUGAGGGUGCGGGAGAAUUUUGCCGCGUAGAGUUUUCUACUAUUGCUUAAACAAAGGGCGUGCUUAGCACCCAGUAGGAGAGGAUUGAGUGUACCUACAGGGCUUCCAUGCCAUUCUAUUAUUAGCUCUGCCAAAGUCUCGAGCUCUGCCACCGCCUCGUCUGGAGCGGAUUGGGCAGCCACGGUGGUGUUUGACUUCGACCCUCUCUCAUCUCUCCCUCUCCCUCCGAAGUCUUGACCCGAGCAAGAAGUAGGCUUCCCCAUGGCUUGCUGUUAGUUUGGGUCGGCACUCAUGUGCAAGGGGCUUUGAUGAUGGUGGAGAGGAAGAGAGAUGAGGGAGAAGCAAUGGCCAUGAACGGGCCGCGGCAGGAAGGAGAAGCAGAAGCCGCUGCGGCACCGGCAACGGCAGUGACAGGAGAGAAGGGAGAGGGAGAGAGGGAUGACGGAGAAAGGGCCGACGGCGAGGAGCGGAAGGAGGAGAGCGAGGAGGAAGAAGAGGAGGAGGAGAAGAAAGACAAGGUGGAGCUGGAAGAGUGGUCCGAGCUAAGGCUGGCGAUCGCGGAGCUGUCCCCGAUCAGCCGGCGCGGCGGCAAGCUGUGCUCCUCGCCUCCCACGCUGCCCUUCCUCGGCCUCUCCCACCUCCUCCUCCGGCUCCUCGAUAAGAUUGGUCCGACAAUGGCAGUGCUGCGGCUCGACGUCCAACGGAACAUCGAGAGGCUGCAGGAGCUAUACUUGCAGGACCCAUCCAAAUACUCCACUCUGACGGCGAUGGUGGAGAAAGAGACCGACGACGGCACCGUGAGGAAGGCCGAUAGCUGUGCAAGGGCUAUUCUAUGGCUCACUAGAUCCAUGGAUUUCUCUGUUGCACUGUUACAGAGACUGGAGGAGGAGGAGGAGGAGGGUUCUGAUCAGCAGAGCCUUGCACAGCUUGUAGAAGCUGCGUACAAGGUCUCUCUCAAGCCGUGGCAUGGCUGGAUUUCUUCCGCGGCAUGCAAGAUCGCAUUGAAACUCAUCCCUGAGAGGGCGAUCUUCGUCGGCUGGCUCAUGGGGGAAAACCAGAGUUACAGUCUCCCCAAGCUCGAGAUUGAGAAGCUCGUCCAGCUGCUCCAGCCCUUUCUCGACGACAUCCAUGCCAUGCUGGCCAAGUUCAAACUGGACAGGCUGAAGUCGACCUGAGGGUGAAUGCUAAGAUGGUCUCCAUUUUCAAAUUCCACUUCUGUGAAUACCGCCUUGGUUUGUAUGCGUACAUGUUUCUCUUUUUUGAGCUGCCCGUGCUCGUGCGCCUCACUCUGUAAAUAGGUCUUCAUGUAGGGUAGGACUAGAUUUGUAGCGCUCCUUGCGGGUACGAGUUCUGCCUAGUCAAUGUACUUGUCCAUCUUUCUACCCUCAGUAAAUUGCAUUUUCCA